AUUUAUUAUAUUUUAAAAUUAUGCGAUACGGAAAACGUACGGAGAUCAAAUACAUACAAAUUUAAAUACAGCGAGAUUGAUUCGACGUCUUCUCGCUUGUUCUAUUGAACCCUAGGCCUUUUUCGUUUUCGGCUAAGGUUUAACCGGAUGUUACCAUUGACGGCAAACAACAAAGAACGACGCUUCCGUUAGAAGCCUAACUUGAUGUAUAGAUGAAUUUGUGCCAUUUACCGUUCCAUACCAUUCCACACAAUAAAAGGUGCGUGGAUACGUAGCUGUGUCAUUGGAAAGUCACGGGAUUACUGUUUCUAAACUUCUGCAAAUCUAUCGCCGUUAUGGAGCUAUUAAUUCUACGAGAAUAUCCAGAGUAUCCUCAGAAACGAGUCGGCAGAGUGACGCGUAAGUCGAACUCCUAGGAAACGGUUCGCAUUAGAUCAAGCCUCUUAGAAGAUCAGCUUCUCGGUCACGUCUUUAAUAUCAAUUAUUAACUCUACGAAUCCGAUGAUUUCGCGUUGGAACGGAAAGGAAGACAUAAGCGAACAAACGUAAGCCGUGCUCAUCGAUUUCGACUUGAAAAACAAAAACGGAAUAAUUGGUUGUAAUGUACAAUGGGUUCGACGAGACAAGAUAGAUCCCUCAGCAGCGGGAUAUCUUUGCCACAAUGGAUGAGAGGACGAACCGAGAGUAGAUUCGAUUUCGAUGAGAAUACGUUCAGUCCACCGUCUCACGACGAUAGCUUCUUUUACCUACGAUACCCAAAGACCCAACAGAACCGACUGCCAGCCUCGCAGGAGGCCAAUUAUCGGCCGAUCGACGAGGUUUUAAGUGGGCAGAGUCAUAGCUCUUCGUCCUCGAGUGACGGAAAACCAGUGGACUCGCCGCAGCAGAUUUUCCAGGAGCAAAAAAAGAAUCAAGAGAUUGAUUUCAGUAAACACCCGUUACCCUGUCAACCGUUUGUACCGGCAACUCCGACGAGCAAAGAGAGUGAAAUUAAACAACCUAGGUCGAAAGCAUCGCUAGUGGAGAACGUGAAAGCGGUGAAAUCGCAAGGUGUGGACGAUGGGUUUCAUGGGGAGCCAGCGCUUUGUGGAAAGUCGAUCGUCCUCGUAGCUAGCCAGAUAAUGUCUAACAAAUUUCACGAAACCUUCUCGGCCGAACAGGCUAGUGGCCAACUGAGAAGGGGAAGCAAAUCGUUACCGGCGACUCCGCUCGCCUCGCCGGCAGGAAGCCCUACGAGCUCGCCGAAAGCUCGUCGUCGCCUUCCUCCGAAUCGAUACUUUACUGGAACGUUCCUCCCUGAUCGCGAAAAGUAUCAAGGAGGCUGGAUACUAGCGAACAUCUUUGGACAAUCCAGGGAGAUCGUUACUGCGAAAAUUGACGAAGAGGACGAGACGGAUAUGUCCGCUGCUCCUCCUCACAGAGCGCUGACUCGAAAGAAGUCUAUCUCGUCGCAAAAUCUCACAUACGUAGGAAGCGAUGACAAAGCCGUGGACAAAUCGUCCCUCUAUUCCAAUGUGUUUCAAGCGAAACCCUCGGAACUGAGAGAAAUGAAUUUCUGGUCACCGACAUCGAUGUAAACCGAUGCUAAUAGUACCUGUCCCCUUCUCUCGCACGCGCACUAUUAUCCGUUUACCUUUGAUUUUAAGUUAAUUAAUUAACUUUUAAGUAAGAUAUUCUUUUCGGAAAACGCAAAGUAGAAACAUGUAAACGCAUGUCGCCUGCUCGCCGUGUCGAUCAAUGCCAGUGAGCAGAUAGAUCAACAAUAAGAAAAAAGAUGACGCACCUUUUCGCAUUAUCCUUCUACGAAUAUUUCUCUAUGCAGCUAUCAUUAUUAAUAUCAUUCAUUACGAAUGAGUCUGCUACACGUUUAUUUGUUUAUUUGUUCUUUUAGUUAGCGUUGUCGUCAACCGAAAUAUUCGAUUGUCUUUAGAAAAUGCAGGUCUCAUUAUAAUUAACGAGUAUUCUACAUACCGUUACCAAUAGGGACAAAAUAUAGACGUCUCUGUACCAGGAACAAUUGUUCCGAUGAUUCUUUUUUGGUAAAACUGAUGUAAGAAACAAAAACUAUAAAUUAUGUUAAAAUGUCACUUUGUUCUGCGAUGAUUUCGAAUAAAAUACGAUUCAAUUUUAA
Ceratina calcarata is the source of this 2131-nucleotide messenger RNA. RefSeq lists its product as uncharacterized. The transcript has 4 exons. Bases 609 to 1577 code for a protein of 322 amino acids. Lineage: Eukaryota; Metazoa; Arthropoda; Insecta; Hymenoptera; Apidae. The record is from RefSeq and is a predicted model, not a curated record.